Molecule: messenger RNA, 858 nt
Organism: Nycticebus coucang (slow loris)
Lineage: Eukaryota; Metazoa; Chordata; Mammalia; Primates; Lorisidae
Gene: BATF3
Product: basic leucine zipper ATF-like transcription factor 3
Exons: 4
Coding region: 185-583 (132 amino acids)
Biological process (GO): regulation of transcription by RNA polymerase II
Cellular component (GO): nucleus
Molecular function (GO): DNA-binding transcription factor activity, RNA polymerase II-specific; RNA polymerase II cis-regulatory region sequence-specific DNA binding
Source: RefSeq, a predicted model, not a curated record
GAGCUGCUGGAAGGGGAGCGGGAAGCCGCGGGGCGGGGCCGGGGCCGGCGGCGGCAGGUGCGGGCGCGGGGAUGCGGGUGCUGGGACAGCGCCGCUAGGCAGAGCCCGCGUGCGGGGCGCGGAGGGCCGGCGGCCGCUCCUCGGCGAGGCUGCGGCGGGGCGGGCCGGCGGAGGAGCGCCCGGCAUGUCGCAAGGGCUCCCGGCCGCCUGCAGCGUCCUUCAGAGGAGCGCCGCGACGCCACAGAGCCUCAAGCCGUCACCGUGGGCAACCUCCAACUCCUGGGCUCAAAGCCCCGAGGACGAUGACAGGAAGGUCCGGAGGAGAGAAAAAAACCGAGUUGCUGCUCAGAGAAGUCGGAAGAAGCAGACCCAGAAGGCUGACAAACUCCAUGAGGAGUAUGAGUGCCUGGAGCAAGAAAACACCGUGCUGCGGAGAGAGAUUGGGAAGCUGACGGAGGAGCUGAAGUACCUGACCGAGGCACUGAGGGAGCAUGAGAAGAUAUGCCCGCUGCUGCUCUGUCCCAUGAACUUUGUGCCUGUACCUCCUCGGCCGGACCCCGUGGCGAGCUGCCUGCCCCGAUGAAGCCCAAGGAUACUCCUCUGUCCAGCAAGGAGCCAUGGCUGAUCUAAUUCUGUUGUGUACAGGGGACCUGAGGCUGGGCCUCCUCCUGGGAGCGCUGGGGCCAGCUGUGUUCCUGCAGACUGGACACAGCACGACACCCACAGUGCCCAACUCUCAGAGCGCUUGUACAGGAAAGCUUCCCUCAGGAGUGACUUUUCAUCCCCUCUGUCUGCUAGUAGGUUCUGCUGUCGUGCAGAAUCAUGUCCUCUAGAAUUUAGAUAAUAAAGAUGAUUAUU